AUGUUACAGCUCAACCCAGCCAAGCUUACUCUCCUCCUCUCUCUUCUUGCCUCUUCCACCUUUGCGAAGGACGGCGACCUCUCCUCCGACCUUGUAGGAUGCGACGAGGUCUCAUGUCCCAAGGAGGGUGUCGAUGACCGUUGCACAGUCGACGGCAACACCUUCCUGGGUAUUGGCCUAUCCCGCAUCCCGGACGUCCCCUCUGCUCUUGACGGUUUCUCCCUUGUGAAGGGCGUCAAUGUCUCUGCUGGACUGGGCGGUAAGGAUAAUGACAAGCCCACGCGCCCGUUCAGGUCGGUCUACUACCUUGGCGCACCCUCAGAUGCAAACACCAAGGACCUGUCCGGCUGUGUUGUCAUCUUCAAUGAUGCCCCGUCCAAGAAAUUCGACGGUCCUCAACUAGAAGGUGGCAACAGAACCGAUACCCGCGCUGCGAGCGGUACCUGCUCCGACGUCAUUGACCAAAAAUGCAUUGACAAGCUUACGGAGCGGGCGACGAAGGUGGGCCAAGAAGGUGGUUCGAAGAUCUGCUCCUCGCUCGAGCAGGAAUUGAAGAAAUUCUCCCUGAACGAGUGCAAUGGGUUCGCAGGUAACAGUGACCGGCUGGGCGACUUCACUGUGAAGCAGCUUGAUGAUCUCGAACCGAUUCCGAAAUCUGAGGGUUGCUGGCCGAUCAAGCCUGAUUCUGAUCAGUUGUUGGAGAUUGCGAGUGUCAAGUCCUUGAGGAACUACUCGGCAAAUGCUCUUAUCGAUGAGGCUUACAAGAUCACCCCUGUCUUGACUCUCUUCACCAAGGGCAAUGACAGCCUGGUCAACACGACCGUUUCUCAGUUGACAUGCUUGAAAGUCGUCACCAAAGAGGAUCCCGAAGAUGACAAGGAUAGUGGUAAGAAUUCUGCGAUGGCCCUCAAGGGAAGUGGACUUGCUGCUGGCAUUGCCGCGCUUAUGGCAGGAAUGGUUGCAUUGCUGUAG
Messenger RNA from Penicillium paradoxum, 972 nucleotides. RefSeq lists its product as uncharacterized. The coding region runs from base 1 to 972 and encodes 323 amino acids. Lineage: Eukaryota; Fungi; Ascomycota; Eurotiomycetes; Eurotiales; Aspergillaceae. The transcript has 2 exons. The record is from RefSeq and is a predicted model, not a curated record.